CCAAUAGUGACGUAAUCAAACAAUCAAGGAAUAAACGAAACCUACAGAACCGAAAGGUAAAUAUCCCUGGCUGGUAACUCCUUACUGACGAAUUUCCGAUCUUUACGGAGUCUUUACAACAUCCUCCAUUAGCCACACGUCUGAACCAGGAUGUCAGUGCAGUUCUCCGGCUGGGAGGUGUUUGACGAUGGCGCUUCUUUUCCUGGUUUGGAGCUGGACUCGUCCCAGAAACCCCGAAGCAGGGGCGUCUACACCAUGUACCACGGGACCAGCAUCACCAGUGCACGAGUCAUCAUUGCCAACGGUUUUAAACAGUCUUCAAAGGGCAUGCUGGGAAUGGGCGUGUAUGUCAGUCGUAAUAUAAAAAAGGCGACAGCUUAUCCUCUGAAAAGUAAUCCUACGGACCGAGUUGUCCUUCAGGUACAUGUGCGCGUUGGCCGUGUCAAGCGCAUUGACAAGGACAACCAUCCCAUGCAGCAAACAUGGCACUCACAUGGCUACGACACUGCUUGGGUGCCCCCCAAAGUUGGCCUCCUAGCAGUGCGCAGUGGCCUGGAGGAGGACUGUGUGUUUGAUCCCAAAAGAGUGAAAGUGGUAGGCAUCGCAAAGGCACCAAAUGAUUCCAUACAGAAAGAACUUCAACAGCUUCUGAUACAAUCAUCUGGAAGAGGAGGUGAGGGUGCUGCAGAGGUGUGUUCACUGUGUAAGAGAAAGACCCAGCAGGGCGCUCCACACAUCAAGCAGCAGUGCUGGGAGUGUGGGAAAAACAUCUGCAUUCUCAUGUCCAAGCAUUUCUGUCCAGCCAAACCCUGACGGGGUGAGCGAAGGGGGUGUUGAUGAUUAGAUUUGACUCUGAUAUUGAAACAUUUUUCAAGAUUCAAGGCUUUUAUUGUCAUUUGUACAUAGCUACAGUGUAGUUAUGUUGAUGACAAUCUUAGGUCGCAGGCUCCUCCAACAGUGCAACACAAUAAAACUGAUAAAUACAAGUAAAUACAAUAAAAUAGAAUAGAAGUAAUGCCAUAAGAGUCUAUAUACAAGUGAUACAUAAUUCGUAAGUUGCAAACAGGUGAAUGUUAUGGAUGUUCUUAGUUCAGGUGUUUAACAGUCUUAUGAAUGAAAUAUGUUUUAGAUUGACUUUUAAAAUCUGUCCAGGGACUACAGAUGAAAAAUAGCCUCUUGGCUAACUCUGGCACAUUUACAGAAAUGUUCAUUAAUGUGCACUGUCCCUGUUAAAUAAAUGAAUAAAUUAAAAUUAAGAUUAUGGCCUGUGGAAUGAAACUGUCCCAUAGUAACAUGUUUAAAUAUGUAUUGCUCAAUGUAUUUUGGGGAUCUUUUGUAAGUUAUCUAUAAAAUCUCAUUCCUGAAUUGACUCUCAUUUAAAGUCAACUGUAGCUUGUUCGUUUUAUAGUUCUACAUAUUAUAUAUUUUAUUGAUUAUGCUCUCUUAUUAGUAUACCAUUUUGAACACAUGCAAAGGACACAUAACACAUGACAAGGCAAAAGGAUGUUUUCUCUCCAACAUUUGACAUUCAUUUUUUUGGGAUAUAUUUGUAUGUAAAACAUGGGACUGAAAUAAUUUGCGAAAACCAAUAAAUGUCAUUAUAAUCUAA
Messenger RNA from Trematomus bernacchii (emerald rockcod), 1609 nucleotides. RefSeq lists its product as uncharacterized. Gene Ontology annotation, molecular function: NAD+ poly-ADP-ribosyltransferase activity. Gene Ontology annotation, cellular component: cytoplasm. NCBI's taxonomy places the organism in Eukaryota, Metazoa, Chordata, Actinopteri, Perciformes, Nototheniidae. The transcript is spliced from 2 exons. The coding region runs from base 151 to 813 and encodes 220 amino acids. The record is from RefSeq and is a predicted model, not a curated record.